This is a messenger RNA of Raphanus sativus (radish), 1232 nucleotides long. RefSeq lists its product as uncharacterized. NCBI's taxonomy places the organism in Eukaryota, Viridiplantae, Streptophyta, Magnoliopsida, Brassicales, Brassicaceae. The transcript has 5 exons. Bases 499 to 1143 code for a protein of 214 amino acids. The record is from RefSeq and is a predicted model, not a curated record.
ACGGUUUGCAGCGAUGUUGCCUACUUGGAUUCGUCCCAACAGCCUCCUCGGUCACAUUUGAGUCUACCAAUUUCUACGCCUUGGAUAGCCACGUUGUUGUAGUUUUUACAAUUGGCGGUUGUAAGUGUCAGUACUGUGGUCUGGUGUUCGGACUUCGGACCAGAGACUCGGCUACCAAGACAAAAAACUAAGCAUUGUAUAUUACUUUUGUAUUUUUUUUUUUUUGAAAAAUAUAACUUUUGUAUCUUGAUGUUGAACAAACUGUGUAUGCUUCUCUAUAUGAAAUAAAGUGGUCCAUGUAAAUUAGAUACGGUAACACAAUGGUCGGCCAAUUAAUCAGUCAAGCAACUAGGCAGCAACAAGUAUAACAUAUUUCAUAUUCUACAUGCUUCAAAGUUGUGACAUAAGAUGAGAAGGUCACAAUAAAAUAAAACAAAACAAAAUUACAAGGGUUUGUUAUUUUGUUCAUAAACUCAUAAUCUAUCUAGGAGAGGCACGAUGGAGAAAGAAUUUCCAGGGGAGGAAGAAUUUGCAGAGAUGAGUUUUUAUCAGCUGGAGGAUGUCUUGUUCGGAUUGAUGAUGGGGCCCGAUGGUUACUGUGUCCAGGCGCUAAGCCGCUGUGAGUAUAAAGGGACUAAAUCCCUUACCAUGGACGAAGAGUAUCGCCUCAUGAAGAAACAAGUCGAGGAGACUGAGGGCUUCGACAUGGAUUUCAGUCAGUUUCGCUACGCUUUUAACUACAAACCCGUUGAUUUCGAUGAUAACAAGUUGCCCAUACUGGACGAUGGAGAAACCAUUAGAGAGUUAUUGGACAGGCUCUCUCGUAAAUCCCUUGAGCUAUACAAUAUUAAGGAGACGAAAACAUCAUCAUAUGGGUUGUUUGUGGAGGUUAGCAAAGCCAACUAUCACAUGGCUGGUGCUGGCGUCAUGUUUUUCAUUACCUUCCUUGCUAAACAAGAUUCUUCUGAUAAUGAGCCAAAAACAUUCCAAGCUAAGGUCCACUUUUCCUGCGUUGACCACAACAAGUACCUCACCUGCGAUCUCAAACCACCACCAAAAAAUGUUCACUCCAAUGAUACUGCCGACAAAGAAGAUGCCAAGAAACCAAGGUUGACUCAGGAGAAGGAUGCAAGCAAGCACUGAUACACGAGUCUUGUUAUAUAUAACGAUGACUUGCAACAAUUUUUAGACUAGAAAAGUUUUAUUAAUUUAUAGUAUUUGUUAAUUUUUCG